ACAAGCUUCGGAGUGAUUGAGACCCCAAAUGUUGGAACUCACGCUGAACAUGCAGAAGGCUCACAAAAUGAAUUUGGCAGAGAUAAUGUUCACCUUCUGUAUAUAAAGAAAUAUCAGCCACGUGUAGUUUAUCAUAUUUUCCGCAGUGAUAGUAGUGAAGGUGGCUUAACUGCUGCGGAAAAACCAUGGAGUGGCUUCCUUCUGCAAUUUGGUUAAUUGUGUCUUUACUUGCAAUAGUUUACUUUUAUUUCCAACGGAAAUUUUCCUAUUGGAAAAAUCGUGAUGUUCCAUACGUAGAGCCAUUGUUCCCCUUGGGGAAUCUUCCGUGGAAGCACAGCGACAAUUUGAAAGAGGUUUUCGAAAAAUUAUACAAAGUGAGACAUGGAAGUCCUCUAGUUGGAGGAUAUUUUUUCAGCCAGCCGGUGGUGAUAGCAACUGAUUUAGAUUUUGUGAAAGAUGUGUUGGUGAAAGACUUCAACAGUUUCCACGGCCGAGGUGUUUACUCUAAUGAAAAGGAUGAUCCCAUUUCAGCACAUUUGUUCUCUUUGGAUGGACCAAAGUGGAAAUCGCUGCGGAUGAAACUUUCACCGACAUUCACUUCAGGAAAAAUGAAAUUCAUGUUCCCGACCAUAGUCGAUGUUUCAGAAAGAUUUAAUCAAACUUUGGGUAAAAUGUUAGAUGAGGGUAGUGAUUUCGAUGUGAAGGAAUUACUUGCUCGUUUUACAACGGAUGUUAUCGGGACAUGUGCUUUUGGAUUAGAGUGUAAUACCCUAAAUGACUCCGAUACUGAUUUUCGUAAAUAUGGCCGUAUGGUCUUUGAAGGAGCAAGAUUCGAUUCAAUCAAGCGAACGAUCAUGCAAGUUCCCAAACUGGCCGAAACACUCGGUUUGACGGUUUUCGACAAGGGAAUCCGCAAUUUUUUCUUGGGUAUUGUACGUCAAACUAUCGAACACCGUGAAAAAAAUAAUAUAAAGCGAAACGACUUCAUGGACCUGCUGAUUGACUUGAAAAAUAAUGACACUUUUGACGAAGAAAAGAAAAUCAAAUUGGAAAAGCUGACUUUGGAGGAAGCUGCGGCACAAGCAUUCGUUUUCUUUAUCGCCGGAUUCGAAACCUCAUCUACGGUGAUGAUGUUUGCUUUAUACGAACUAGCACUGAACCCAGACAUACAGGAAAAGUUGCGCAAUGAAAUAAAUACUGUUUAUGCAAAACACGAAGGUCAUUUGACUUAUGAAACCAUAAAAGAUAUGGUAUAUUUGGAUCAAGUAAUCAAUGAAUCUUUACGAAAAUAUUCACCUGCUGUUGCGUUGCAGCGUACCGCUCAGGAAGAUUACAGAGUCGCGAAUACAAAACUGGUAAUAGAAAAAGGGACAACUGUGUUAAUUCCCGUUUAUGAGAUUCAUAAUGAUGCACGCUAUUAUCCAAAUCCGGAAAAGUUCGAUCCUGAUCGCUUCCUUCCCGAAGUGUGGAAAGUCCGGCAUCCAAUGUCAUUUUUGGGCUUUGGCGAUGGUCCUAGAAAUUGUAUAGGGAUGAGAUUUGGUAGGAUGCAGUCACGAGUGGGCCUUGUAAUGCUCCUGAAGAACUACCGAUUUGAAGUAUCCGAUAAAACACCAAUUCCAAUUGAAUAUUCACGAAAAUCUUUGGUAUUGUCUCCUUCCGAUGGAAUGAAUUUGAAGAUUGUUAAAGUAUAAAUUAAUAAUAUUUAGCUUGAAAUAUCUACGAUAAAAUCUGAUUAAGUGGU
This is a messenger RNA of Hermetia illucens (black soldier fly), 1741 nucleotides long. RefSeq names its product cytochrome P450 6a2-like. Bases 186 to 1691 code for a protein of 501 amino acids. The transcript has 2 exons. Gene Ontology annotation, molecular function: heme binding; oxidoreductase activity, acting on paired donors, with incorporation or reduction of molecular oxygen; iron ion binding. Lineage: Eukaryota; Metazoa; Arthropoda; Insecta; Diptera; Stratiomyidae. The record is from RefSeq and is a predicted model, not a curated record.